Molecule: messenger RNA, 981 nt
Organism: Oreochromis aureus
Lineage: Eukaryota; Metazoa; Chordata; Actinopteri; Cichliformes; Cichlidae
Gene: tcf15
Product: transcription factor 15
Exons: 2
Coding region: 204-746 (180 amino acids)
Biological process (GO): developmental process; regulation of transcription by RNA polymerase II
Molecular function (GO): protein dimerization activity; DNA-binding transcription factor activity, RNA polymerase II-specific; RNA polymerase II transcription regulatory region sequence-specific DNA binding
Source: RefSeq, a predicted model, not a curated record
UGACCAGGUAGUCUGUGUCCAUCCCUGACUAGGCCCUGCGCAAACGGACUUAUGAGAAAUUGGUGAGCUUUAUUAGGACCGUACGUUUUUGGUUGUACGUAGCAGGCUUUGUGCCAUAUUGAGAUGUAGGUAGGGACGGUCCCUGAAGUUGUUUUCCGACUGGUUGCACCGCGGAUCUGCAGUCGAGACUGGUAACUUUUUCAAUGAUGACUUUUGCCAUGCUGCGGCCUGUGGCGACGCACAUGAUCUACUCGGACUUCACUGUCACCUCCGAGGACGAUGAGAACCGCAGCGAGAGCGAUGGCAGUUCGGAGCAAAGUUACUGUAGCUCCACCGACAAGCGAAGACGGAUUUCCAGCAAACUGGAAGGAGACUCCGCGGUGGUCAUGAAACAGAGGAGCGCGGCUAACGCCAGGGAGAGAGGCAGGACGCAGAGUGUCAACACCGCUUUCACGGCUCUCCGGACUCUCAUACCCACAGAGCCCGUGGAUAGAAAGCUCUCCAAGAUUGAAACUCUUCGACUGGCAUCCAGCUACAUUUCUCAUCUGGCCAACGUGCUUCUGAUUGGAGACGGUGGCGCAGAUGGGCAGCCGUGCCUCGGCGGGGUCCAUGCGCAAGGAGAGAUUGGGGCGAAGCAGCCGCGGACCAUCUGCACCUUCUGUUUGAGCAACCAGAGAAAAGGGAUCAAAGAUGGAAAAGACUGUUUGAAAAUGCGAGGGCUGGGUCCGCUCCGAAUGAGACGCUGAUUGAAGACCAGUGAAUGACUGACAGCCUGAAAACCCUCAAAGACUUUCUCAGGGAAGAGUCGAAGCUGGUUUUGGAGAGCGUGCUCAUCUACAUGUACACAUGCUGGAUCAAAUAAUGGAACCAAAGAAAGGAAUAUUUAUACUUGACUGGAAAUUUACGCAUAAGCCUUUCAAAGAUGCAGUGCAUUUUUUUUUUAAAAGUUGUGGAUUAUUUUUUGUUUGGUGUCUUUUUUGU